UUGUCGAAAUGACUACCGUUUUUCAUAGAACAUUAAGGCCUAUCUUUUUUUAUCCAAGUGUAUAGGUUUAAUUGAUAUUUCUUAUAGAAUGGAAACCACAGGUUUAUUAGUUCAUCAUUUCUCUAUGUUUCACAUAUGUUUUGAAAUAACACGGCUUAUUGUACUGUCGAUGUUAAGUUAUAGGUACUUUUAUCAAUUUGGCUCAAAAAUUCAUAUAAUCCAGGUUAUUACUAUACUAAAAUUUUGGACUAAUAUUAUUGCUGCUAGACUAUCAAACUAUUGGAUAAUCAAAUUUAUUAAUGGUAUGAUUGAGUUUGAUCGAAAACUAACACCAUUUUCAACCAGAUUGUUGAGCAAACAGCGUUCAUUCACCAAAAGGCAAUGGGAUAUAUUUUUAAUUUCAUUUUUUCUAUAUUUUAUUAUAUUUUCAUUCUUAGGUUUUUUUUUGAUUCCCUUAAAGGCUAUAGACAUUUCUGUUUUAACAUUUAUUCUAUUUAUUCCACCAUUUUUAUUGGAUUACGUUAUUACGAGUUUUUUGUGUUAUUUGCUUCACAACCUACAUGUCAGAUUCGGGACGUUAAACGAUUUAUGGGAAUGUCUUCCUGCUGAACUGGCAGUCUAUCAUACCCUAUGGAAACACAUUGAUAUAGUGAUUUUUAUGGAAAAAACGCGGUUGUUACACUCCGAACUCUGUGAAUUGUUAAACAAAUUUACUAUAGGAUUUGGUCCAUUGCUUUUGGCUUUCUUCUCAUUCAGUUUUAGUUGUUUACUCAUCGGUAGUUUUAUUAUGGUCACCCGCUUUCAUAUUUUAGUCAGUGAUGAAAAUUCUUCUGCAGAAGUGUGGGAACAAAUUUUUAAUGUCACAGCUCAUAUUCAAAUUGUGAUAUUUAUGAUGUCCAUUAUCGUGUACGUUUCGUUCAUAGAAGAACAACGAACGAAGAUAAUAUCAUAUCUACGAUCAUACAAAAUUUCCAACUUACAUAUGGACGUCAAAAAACAAGUCAAAAUGUUUAUGAAUCAAAUGUCAGUUUGUGGAUUGGACCAAAUUACGGCUUUUGGAUUUUUCGAUGUAAAUUUAAAUCUUGUUACGUCAAUUCUUGUACUAAUUAUUACUGGAAUAACGACUUUAGUACAGAUGAAACAUAAUUCAAUUAUGAUGGAAUUGUACAAUGACACUUAUACAUACCUGGACAGUACAAAGAAAAAUUAGGCUUAAUUUGUAUUACUAAUG
Messenger RNA from Aphis gossypii (cotton aphid), 1231 nucleotides. RefSeq lists its product as uncharacterized. The record is from RefSeq and is a predicted model, not a curated record. Gene Ontology annotation, cellular component: membrane. The transcript is spliced from 5 exons. Gene Ontology annotation, biological process: sensory perception of taste. NCBI's taxonomy places the organism in Eukaryota, Metazoa, Arthropoda, Insecta, Hemiptera, Aphididae. Bases 89 to 1210 code for a protein of 373 amino acids.